Messenger RNA from Salvelinus sp. IW2-2015, 3166 nucleotides. RefSeq names its product calsyntenin 1 (gene clstn1). The record is from RefSeq and is a predicted model, not a curated record. Gene Ontology annotation, biological process: positive regulation of synaptic transmission; positive regulation of synapse assembly; homophilic cell-cell adhesion. Gene Ontology annotation, cellular component: cell surface; postsynaptic membrane. Lineage: Eukaryota; Metazoa; Chordata; Actinopteri; Salmoniformes; Salmonidae. Gene Ontology annotation, molecular function: kinesin binding; calcium ion binding; X11-like protein binding.
CAAAACUGCGAGAGAGCGAGUGGCGAUAGAAGGGAAUAGCAAAGCGGCGCUGGGGGCGGCCAUUUUAGGAGUAUCACGGUUGCAGAAUACAUCUUCUGAAAUUGUUUUUCUUGAGAGAGCUAUAUAUUUUAUUAUAGGCGAGGAUAUAAGAAGGUUGUUUUUAUUUUCCCGUGUUGUAAUUCGAAUUUGGGAUGCAGAUCAGAAGGUAUAAACAUUUUGCAUCCGUUGUCGGACUGGUCCUCGGACUAUUAUGUGCGGUGGAGGCAGCUAAAGUUAAUAAGCACAAGCCAUGGAUCGAGACGACGUAUCAUGGCAUCGUAACAGAAAAUGACGACAAAGUACUUCUGGACCCUCCACUUAUCGCCCUGGACAAAGACGCCCCACUGCGCUACGCAGAAAGUUUUGAGGUGACCUUCACCAAAGAAGGUGAGAUUUGUGGCUUCAGGAUCCAUGGGCAGAAUGUUCCCUUUGAGGCAGUGGUCCUGGACAAGUCCACGGGUGAGGGAGUCAUUCGAGCUAAGGACAAGCUGGACUGUGAACUCCAGAAGGAGCACACCUUCACCAUCCAGGCCUAUGACUGUGGAGAGGGCCCCGACGGAGCCAACAUGAAGAAAUCUCACAAGGCCACUGUCCACAUCCAAGUGAACGACAUCAACGAGUAUUCCCCAGUGUUCAAGGAGAAGUCCUACAAAGCCACGGUCAUCGAGGGUAAGAAGUAUGACAGCAUCCUGAAGGUGGAGGCAGUGGAUGCCGACUGCUCAUUCCAGUUUAGCCAGAUCUGCAGCUACGAGAUCGUCACCCCAGAUGUACCCUUCACUGUUGACAAGGACGGCUUCAUCAAGAACACAGAGAAGCUGAACUACAGCAAAGAGCGCAUGUACAAACUGACGGUGACUGCCUACGACUGUGGGAAGAACCGCGCCUCAGAAGAUGUGCUGGUCAAGAUCAACAUUAAGCCCACCUGCAAGCCCGGCUGGCAAGGUUUCAACAAGAGGAUUGAGUACGAGCCUGGCACAGGCAGUCUGGCCCUUUUCCCCAGCAUGCACUUGGAGACCUGCGAGGAGCCAAUCACCUCCAUCCAGGCCAACAUCGAGCUGGAGACCAAUCACAUCGGAAAGGGCUGCGACCGAGACACCUACUCUGAGAAGUCCCUGCACAAGCUAUGCGGCGCCAGCGCUGGCACGGUGGAAUUACUGCCUGCACCAAGCAGCUCUGCCAACUGGACGGUGGGUCUGCCCACAGACAAUGGGCAUGACAGCGACCAGGUGUUUGAGUUCAACGGCACGCAGGCCAUCAAGGUGCCCGAGGGUGUGGUGAGCACCAGCCUGAAYGAGCCCUUCACCGUCUCUGUGUGGAUGAGGCACGGCCCCGGGGCCAGGGAGAAGGAGACCAUCCUCUGUAACUCGGACAAGACCGAAAUGAACAGACACCACUACUCCCUCUACGUCCAUAACUGUCACCUCAUCCUGCUGCUGCGUCAGGACCCCGCAGAGGCGGAGAACUACAAACCAGCUGAGUUCCACUGGAAACUGGACCAGGUGUGUGACAAAGAGUGGCACCACUACGUGCUGAACGUGGAGUUCCCCUCUGUGGCUCUCUUUGUAGAUGGGGCCACCUUCGAGCCCUUCCUGGUCACCGAAGACUACCCCCUGCACUCCUCCAAGAUUGACAUUCAGCUCACUAUCGGGGCCUGCUGGCAAGACAACCCAGGACAUGACAAAGACAAUGAGACAGUCUCUGAGCCUUCCACAGGCGGCAACGCUCGCAUGUCCCAGUUUUUCCGGGGGAAUCUGGCCGGCCUGAUGAUCCGGUCGGGAAAGCUGGAGAACAAGAAGGUGAUCGACUGCCUGUAUACCUGCAAGGAGGGCCUGGAUGUGCAGCUGCCUGAGGAGGUGGCCUCAGCCGUCAAGGUGGCGUUCAACCCCAACCAGUCGUCGCUGACCGUGGAAGGCGAUGACAUUGAGGCUUUCGACAAGGUCAUGCAGCACAUCUCCUACCUGAACUCACGCCAGUUCCCCACCCCCGGCAUUCGACACCUCCGCGUCUCCACCACCGUCAAGUGCUUCAAUGAGGAGACGUGCAUCUUGGUACCGGAAGCGGCGGGAUACGUGAUGGUGCUGCAGCCCGAGGAGCCCAAGAUCAGCCUGAGUGGCAUCGACCACUUUGCCCGCGGCGCUGCAGAGUUUGAGAGCCCUGAGGGCGUGACUCUGUUCCCCGAGCUGCGCAUCGUCAGCACCAUCACCCGCGAGGUUGAGGCUGAAACCGAGCCAGAGGCCACAGAGGCCACAGAGGGGGCAGAGGACGACCCCACAGUUCAAGAGACGGUAGUGUCGGAGGAGAUCAUGCACAACCUGGACACAUGUGAGGUGACGGCGCUGGGCGAUGAGCUGGACGGAGAGCAUGAGACCUUGGAGGUAGACCAGGCCCAGGUCCAGCAGCGCGGCUUGGAGAUGACCUCCUCCAACCUGGGUCUCGUCCUGACAGGCGUCAACACCAUGGCCAACUAUGAGCAGGUCCUGCACCUGAUUCGCUACAAGAACUGGCACACAGAGGCUCUCUUUGACAGGAAGUUCAAGCUGUUCUGCUCCGAACUCAACGGCCGCUACAUCAGCAACGACUUCAAGGUCGAGGUCAAUGUGAUCCACACAGCCAACCCCAUGGACCAUGCUAAUAAUGCCAUGGUGCAGCCCAAUUUCAUCAACCCAGUGCACCACGCCUCUGUGGACCUGUCCGGACACAACCUGGUCAACGCUCACCAGGCUUCAGUGGUCCCCAGCGCCGCCACCAUCGUCAUUGUGGUGUGUGUCAGCUUCCUGGUGUUCAUGAUCAUCCUGGGCGUYUUUCGGAUCCGGUCAGCCCACCAGCGCACCAUGAGGGACACAGAGGGCGGCAAGGAGAAUGAGAUGGACUGGGAUGACUCGGCCCUCACCAUCACAGUCAACCCCAUGGAGACUUAUGAGGACCAGCACAGCAGUGAGGAGGAGGAAGAAGAAGAGGAGGAGAGCGAGGAAGGCGAGGAGGAAGACGACAUCACAAGUGCUGAGUCGGAGAGCAGCGAGGAUGAGGAGGCCGGAGAGCCAGAGGACCAGCAGGGUGCCAGCAGACAGCAGCAGCUGGAGUGGGACGACUCCACACUCACCUACUAACAGACACACACACAUACACA